GUCACUAUCAUUUCAUGGAAAGAGUUAUGAUAAAUUUAUUCCAACUCUGUGAUAAACAGGUAAGUAUCAUAUAUAGUAGCACUUAUGUUUGAACUAACACCCCGACUUCUCUUUUUUAAUCAAACGAAGUCUGUAUAGAUAGACUACACAUUGCAAACUUUUAGGUGAUGUCCUCACGAAGGAGAUGUCAACGGCCGAUAAUACAAUAACACAACGUGUCACAACAGUGUGAUAUGGGCCUAUGUUAACUGCUCAUAUUUCAAGUUGGACGUUCAUUUGCAGGACUUUUGUUACUUAUUUUAGCAUCAUGUGAUCAUUGACAUCAUCUUUGGAGCAUUGGAGCAUGGACCUACUAGACAUUUGAAUACGUGAUCUGGAUAAGAUAGAGGAUGAUAAGACUUGAAAACACCGGCAACUCUCGGACCACCAACGGUAACCAGGAGAUCACGCAAAGCAUAUCCAUUUCGACAGCUGGCCUAACAUCUUCUUGUUGUGAUGGCGGCAAAUGUGGACAGGACAGAGAUGGAAGUGAUAGCUAGAAAGUGACAAAUCUUUCGCUACGAGGAGAGAGGCCUAAAACGGCGGCAAUGGAACCCCGUCUUAAGAAGAAAGAGAUGCUACCCUUGAUCCUUGGGAUCGUUGCCGUUUUGAUGUGUGUCUACUUCACCCAACAAAAUGGCUUCACCGUAGUACAGACCAUUCAGGCAGGACUUGAUGUGGAAUCAGCGCAAUCAGUAUCACGGAAACAACUCCCAAAACCGGCAACAAGCCUGGUCUUCAUUAAAACUCACAAGACCGGUGGGACGACUAUGGCAUCGAUACUCAACCGAUUCGGUUACAGGAAUCGUUUAUCUUUUCUAUUCAACAAAGGUGAUAAGGUGCAUGGUCACUUCCGGUUAUCAAAGCUGGCUCAAAAGAAACCUCGUAGCUUCCUUCCUCCACUUUGCGUUGCUACGGGCGACUACAAGCAUUACAAGAACUACAGCAUGAUGACCGCACACUUAAGACUUCUUCCCAAUCUCGUUCAGCUGAAACGAUUCAUGAAAUCCGAUUGCAAAUUUGUAUCGAUCCUUCGCGAACCGAGCGCGCAGUGGGAAAGUGCGUUCUCGUUUUUCGGUGCCGCGCGUUCAAUGCAUAUCAAUAAAGUCGGGCGCGGGAAUACAAGCGUUGCGAACAUCGCAACCUUUUUGAGCAACCCUAAAUUCUACUGGAAUACCGCCAAAGGUGGUCAUGCAAAGUACUAUUCAAGAAACGGGCAGCUGUUUGAAUUCACCGAAGAUGGCGCCAUUCAUGACUACGAAGACACCGUUAACGACAUCAUUAAGCAGCUGGAUUUGCACCUACACUUAGUUGUUAUAACAGAAUACUUCGACGAGUCUCUCAUUCUUCUAAAAAAUCUAAUGAAUUGGAGUUUCAGAGACAUAAUAUACGUGAAGAAGAAUGCGCGUGUAACACAUUCCAAUAUAACAGAGGAACAACGAGAGAAGAUACGAGAAUGGAAUAGCGCUGAUAUCUUGCUUUACAAUCACUUUAAUCGGACGCUCUGGCAAAAGAUUGCCGAUCAAGGAGCCAGUUUCGAUAGAGAUUUGCGGACGUUCAGAGAUUUGAUGAGGGUCUAUUCUGCCGAAUGCGGUAUAGAAGAUAACGAGGCUGCGCGUAAAGGACAGAAGAUGCUUCGGGUCGGUCACGUGACCUCGAACAACUCGGUAUUCUGUAAACGACUGGUGAGUGAGAACUACGAGACUACGAAAAUGAUCAUGGCAAGACAACGGCUUGGUGCACUCUGUGGUGUGAAGAGGAGCAAAGUUAUUUGAAGGGAGGUUGAUUUGUUUUAAGGACUUUCAUUCUUUUACCUCAGUUUGUAUGAAUGUCAUCGUAGAAAAAUGUUCCCUGAAAAGGAGUAGUCUUCAUAAUAUGCCAUUAUACUAAAAGUACUCUAAAAACUGUAUGACAAGACAUAGCUCGAAAAGUUUGCCCUUAAAUUUCAUGCGGAAUAUACGUGUGCCUAUUCCCAUGUAUAUAUAGGAUUGACCAAUUUCUGUGCGUCAGCAUCAGCACGAUUAAAGGUAUUACAAAGUUUUGGUAUGGGGGUCAUGAAUUUGGUUCAAAUGAACAUAUUGGAAGCAUAUACUAUCCU
Molecule: messenger RNA, 2137 nt
Organism: Strongylocentrotus purpuratus (purple sea urchin)
Lineage: Eukaryota; Metazoa; Echinodermata; Echinoidea; Camarodonta; Strongylocentrotidae
Product: galactosylceramide sulfotransferase-like
Exons: 3
Coding region: 588-1814 (408 amino acids)
Biological process (GO): glycolipid biosynthetic process
Cellular component (GO): membrane
Molecular function (GO): galactosylceramide sulfotransferase activity
Source: RefSeq, a predicted model, not a curated record